Molecule: messenger RNA, 1887 nt
Organism: Carlito syrichta (Philippine tarsier)
Lineage: Eukaryota; Metazoa; Chordata; Mammalia; Primates; Tarsiidae
Gene: IL23R
Product: interleukin 23 receptor
Exons: 10
Coding region: 1-1887 (628 amino acids)
Biological process (GO): cytokine-mediated signaling pathway
Cellular component (GO): external side of plasma membrane
Molecular function (GO): cytokine receptor activity; protein binding
Source: RefSeq, a predicted model, not a curated record
AUGAAUCAGCUCACCAUCCAGUGGGACACGGUAAUAGCGUUUUAUGUACUCUUCAGUUGGUGUCAUGGAGGAAUUACAAAUAUAAACUGCUCUGGCCACAUCUGGGUAGAACCAGCUGUAAUUUUUAAGAUGGGUAUGAAUAUCUCCAUAUAUUGCCAAGCAGCAAUUAAGAACUGCCAACCAAGGACAUUUUAUUUUUAUAAAAAUGGCAUCAAAGAGAGAUUUCAGAUCACAAGAGUUAAUAAAACAACAGCUCGGCUUUGGUAUAAAAGCUUUCUGGAACCGCACGCCUCUGUGUACUGCACUGCUGAAUGUCCCAGGCGUUUUCAAGAGACACUGAUAUGUGGACAAGACAUUUCUUCUGGAUAUCCGCCAGAUGUUCCCGAUGAGGUCACCUGUGUCAUUUAUGAAUAUUCAGGCAACAUGACUUGCACUUGGAAUACUGGGAAACCCACCUACAUAGAGACAAAGUAUGUGGUGCACGUGAAGAGUUUAGAGACAGAAGAAGAACAACAGUACCUUACCUCAAGCUAUAUCAACAUCUCCACGGACUCAUUACGAGGCGGCAAGAAGUAUUUGGUCUGGGUGCAAGCCACAAAUGCAUUAGGCAUGGAAGAGUCAGAACAGAUGCAAAUCCACCUGGAUGACAUAGUGAUACCUUCUGCAUCCAUCAUUUCCAGGGCUGAGAACGUAAAUGCUACAGUGCCCAAGACUGUAAUUUAUUGGAACAGUCAAACAACAAUUGAAAGAGUUUCCUGUGAAAUGAGAUACAAGGCUGCAACAAACCGAACUUGGAAUGUUAAAGAAUUCCACACCAACUUUACCUAUGUGCAGCAAUCAGAAUUUCACUUAGAGCCCAACAUGAAGUAUAUAUUUCAAGUGAGGUGUCAAGAAACAGGUAAAAGGUACUGGCAGUCCUGGAGCUCACCCUUUUAUCAUAAAACAGCAGAAACAGUUCCCCAGGUCACACCGAACUCAUUCCAACAUGAUACUCAGAAUUCUGGGUUUCUAGUUGCUUCCAUUGUUAAAGGACACCUUACUUCUGACAACAGGGAAGACAUUGGACUCUUAUUGGGAAUGGUCAUCUUUGCUGUCAUGUUGUCAAUUCUUUCUUUGAUUGGGAUAUUCAACAGAUCGCUCCGAGCUGGAAUUAAAAGAAGAAUCUUACUGCUAAUACCAAAGUGGCUUUAUGAAGACAUUCCUAAUAUGGGAAACAGUCAUGUUGUGAAGAUGCUACAGGAAAAAAGUGAACUUGUGAAUAAUAAUUCCAGUGAACGGGUCCUCUAUGUUGAUCCGAUGAUUACAGAGAUAACAGAAAUUCUCCUCCCAGAACCGAAGCCCACUGACCACAAGGAGAAUCCAGGAUCCCUGCAGACAAGUGACUCUGUGCAGAAGUCACUCUGCGUCGACACUACAGUCGUGUAUAUUCCUGAUCUCAACACUGGGUAUAAGCCCCAGGGGUCACGUUUCCUCCCUGAGGGAGACCAUCUCAGCAAUGAUGAUGACAUAGUUUCCUCGACCCUUAAGCCACUAGCGGAUUCCUUUGACCUGGGAAAGAAUCUCAGGUUGAAAAAGUAUACUAAUUUUGCUUUCUCUGUCUCCGGUAUGAAUCCACCAAGCAACACACUAUUUCUUGAAGAGUUCAGCCUCAUUUUAAAUCAAGAAGAAGAUAGUCCUCCUGGCAUUCAAAACUCAGUGGAGGCAGAAGCCACCAUGCUUGUGGAAAACAACUCCCAGAAUGAAACUAUUCCGGAACAGACCCUGCUGCCUGAUGAAUUCGUGUCCUGUUUGGGAAGCAUGGAUGAGGAACUGCCAUCUAUUAAUUCUUACUUUCCCCAAAAUUUUUUGGAAAGCCACUUCAAUAGCAUUUCACUCUUGGAAAAGUAG